This is a messenger RNA of Trifolium pratense (red clover), 1374 nucleotides long. Its product is annotated as protein FAR1-RELATED SEQUENCE 5-like. The transcript has 3 exons. The coding region runs from base 1 to 1242 and encodes 413 amino acids. NCBI's taxonomy places the organism in Eukaryota, Viridiplantae, Streptophyta, Magnoliopsida, Fabales, Fabaceae. The record is from RefSeq and is a predicted model, not a curated record. Gene Ontology annotation, molecular function: DNA-binding transcription factor activity, RNA polymerase II-specific.
AUGGCUUAUCUCGGCGAUACAAGUCAAAUGUUGGUAGAUACUACGGAUGUUUUUACAACUCAUCAAAAAUUUGCUACCCCAGAUGAUGUUGUCAAAUGGGCUCGAGAUGUUGAAGAUGCCAAUAAAGUCGGUAUUAUCAUUACUCGGUCGGAUAAAAAGAACGGAAUAAGAGGAAGAAAUGACAAGUUGAUUUUGGGUUGUGACAAAGGUGGAAAGUAUGACUCUUCAGAAAGUUCCACGACAUCUGCAUCGAAAAAGUGUAACUGUCCAUUUAAAAUUAGAGCUGCACCUUCAACAGAUGGUUCAGGAUGGAAAGUUCAGGUUAUUCAUGGAGUUCACAACCACGGGCUACCUGACCAAUAUCAUGGUCAUCCUCGCAAGGCACGUUUAACCGCUGAUGAAAACAAACGUGUUCAAGAUUUGACAAAGCGUAAAGUAGCACCAAGACACAUUGUUUUAGAUUUGAAAGAUCAAAAUCCAGAGUCUGUUGUUGAUGCCACACUUGUAUAUAGGAAAAGACACAUGAUGCAAAUACAGGAAAGAGGCUCCAGAACAGAGCUGCAACACUUGCUGCAGUUGUUAGAUGAUGCAAAAUAUGUCAGCUGGAAUAGAAGAAAAGAUGAUGGCUCCGAUGUUUUGAGUGAUAUUUUUUGGGCGCAUCCAGAUUCAAUCAAGUUGUUGAACUUGUUUCCCAUUGUUUUGGUUAUGGACUGCACAUACAAAACUAAUAAAUAUAGACAGCCACUGCUUGAAACUGCUGGCAUAACGUCAACUAACAUGACAUUUGCUGUUGGAUUUGCUUACAUGGAAUCUGAGAAGACGAACAAUUAUCAUUGGGCAGUAAUUUUGACUGAUAGGGAGUUUGCUUUGAUGAAUGCAAUUAAAGAUAUAUUUCCACAUACUACUAAUAUGCUUUGUACGUGGCACAUAAUCAAAAAUGUGAAUGCGAGAUGCACCGUGCAAAUACCUAAGGAUAUGAAACAGAAGGUGAAAAAUUUGUGGAGAGAUGUUGUUGAAAGUCCGGAUGAGGUGGAGUAUCAGCAACGGUUGAAUGCGUUUCAGCAAGCAUGUGUUAAUUCAAGCAAUUUUGUCGAAUAUGUCAAUAACACCUGGUUGGCCCCUCACAAAGAACAAUUUGUUGAAGCAUGGACCAAUCGAGUGAUGCAUUUAGGAAACACAACGACUAAUAGAGUUGAGUCUGCACAUUGGAGACUAAAGAAAAUGUUGGAACACAGCAAAUGAGACUUAUGCAAGUGUUUGGAAGGCAUGAAUGACAACAUAAGACUAGAAGUUGACAAAAUAAAGAAGUCUUUUCAAAAAAGUUUUUACUAUACAGAAAAGACACAUAGCAGUCCAUUUUUUCAAUAUUUGAGA